GUUCACUUUUCAAAACUACUAAAAGACGUUUGGAAUAUUGCCAGUAAAAUGAAAAGAAGCACUUUAUUUCUCUGUGGUCUUCUUCUGAAUGUCUGUUUUGCUAACGGUUAUGAAGAAGGUUUCAUCAAACUGGUAGGAGGUCAGGAUAACUCAGAGGGCCGUGUGGAGAUCUUCCAUAACGGAGCUUGGGGAACUGUGUGCGAUGAUGACUGGGAAAUUAAGGAUGCCCAAGUUGUGUGUCGGCAGCUUCAUUACCCUGGAGCGAAAGAAGCUCUAGGAUCUACUGCUUUCGGCCAAGGAAGUGGAAACAUCUGGAUGGAUGACUUAGCCUGCACUGGAAAUGAAAUAAGCCUGCUUCAGUGCACCUCUCCUGGAUGGGGUGUCCACAACUGUGGUCAUUCUGAGGAUGCAGCCGUUAGGUGUGAAAUUGGAGCUGAGCCUAACACGAGGGACCUUACCCCGGAGUACACUUUGGACCACAAUGCAACCCUCCCGGAGCAGCUGGGGGAACUGUUUGACAGUGAACAUGACUGUGACUUGAACAUACCAGUGGUGGUGGACAACAGCACUGUAGAGACAGUCUGUGCUCACAGUGUCAUACUCUUCUUGAACCCAAACCUCAAAGCUUCCCAGCCAGAUUUCCAAAGACUCAGAAUUAAUGUUACUUCUGACUGCAGUCAGUAUGCCAGGACAUUCGUCAGAUACAUCUACACAAGAAAAGUCAAAUUCACUAUACCCUCUGCCUACUGCAUAAUCAAGAUGGCAUCUGACUGGGGCCUGCAAGAUCUCCAGAAUGAGGCAGCAAAGGUUUUCAGGGAGUUUCUACCAGAAGAUUCCACUUUUCAGAGCCAGAUCUCUUUCUGUCAGUAUGCAGUUGUCAUCAAUGACGAGGCUCUGAAAGAUGUCUGUAUUCGUUACUUGGCGUGGAACUGUGAGGCCCUGAUCGAUUCUCCAGCUUGGACCAAACUUCCUCUCUUUAUAGUCAAAGCUCUUCUUUCAAGCUCAGAUAUUUUGGUUCGUAACGAAACUGUCAUUUUGCACGGACUGGAGAAGUGGGCAGCUGCACAGGAAGACACCACCAUUCCCAAGAUCCUUUUGAAGCUUAUUCGUUUCCCAAUGAUAUCAGCUGAAGACCUAUACAGAUUGGAUGGUUCACAGUAUCACACCAGCAAGCUGCAGGGUUUUCAGUUCAAUGCUCUCCCCAUCAGCAUCAUCCUCAGUGACAUGACAGAGCAGCGGAACAUCUAUACGCCCAGGAUUUACAACGGCCCAACAUGGAGCUUCACAUUCAGCACCCAGGAGGUCAGAGCUUACAACCAUUCUGGUCACUACAUUUUUAAGGGACAGCAGAUGGGAACCCUCACAUCGGACUUCCAAACACCUGUUCAUAGCAGUUCUUACUUUGCGUUUCAAACUGUGAUCUGGCAAGCAAAGGUACUUGUCAGUGAAAAAGAUUGCACAAGAGAAAGCGUGAGUUGCUCCUCUUUGCCAGCAGUUAGUUUAAAGAUUAAAGAAAAACAGGGUAACUUACCCAGUGAAAUGGCCGACCGCAUUGGUUACCGAAAUAGGAUUGUUCUCAAGUGUAAAGAGAGGCAUGUUUUUCACAUUGAUGAGUUUAAUUCUGUCAAUAGUGACAACCUUAUAUUUAUUCCAAGCCUUGCAGAACAGACUUACCCAUGCCACUCAGGAAGGUUAUCAUAUCAAGUGGUGGUGUGCCCUUAUUACUCUACUUGACUGGAUUAGGUCUUCUCAUGAAGAUUAAGCAAUCCUAAAAUAUCUCCCUGGAGAUAAGCACCAGCAUUCCUCCCAAACCCACCAGGGAGAAGGGUGUAAGAAAAUGAAUGGAUGGAUUUUUGAAGCAUUUGGGCGAUUGUAUUCAGUCAUCUUUCUCCCAUUUGUUUGUUGCCUGUGCUUAUAAUUGACUCUUCUAAUAAAAAGAAAAACAUGU
This is a messenger RNA of Gambusia affinis (western mosquitofish), 1948 nucleotides long. RefSeq names its product galectin-3-binding protein B-like. The transcript has 6 exons. Gene Ontology annotation, cellular component: membrane. Lineage: Eukaryota; Metazoa; Chordata; Actinopteri; Cyprinodontiformes; Poeciliidae. The coding region runs from base 49 to 1734 and encodes 561 amino acids. The record is from RefSeq and is a predicted model, not a curated record.